GAUCAUACCGCUCGCCAGCAAUUACAAACAUUUUGUACAGUAAAUAUUUUAUAAUAAUUAAAAUAAUGAGUGAUAAUAAUAAUUUACGUCGUUCAAAUCGCCCGCGUCGAUCUGUUAAUUACUUGAGUGAAUACGUUGACAUUUCACCUGUCAAAAGCAGCACAAAACGCAAAAAUAAACAAGAUGAUUCUUCAGAUCUAGCACACAGAGAUGAAAAGAAUGUAUUGAAAGAAGAAUUAGAAAAAGAACUUGAAGGAGUUGAUGAAGAAGUACAAAAAGCUUCAGUUUUGUUUGAUGAUGAAGACAUCAGUGGAAAUAAAAUCUACGGAUUUCAAACGCCGGUUAAAAAAAAUGCAAUGACACAGAAAGCGCUGCAAUCACGGACUCCCAGAACACCAUCGUCAGGGAAAAAUCUCAUGUCCGUCAGAGUGCUGGCUGAAAAAAUAGACCAGCUGAGUCCGACUCGCAAGAGCAAAUCCAGUGCAAGGGUUCGGUUCUUCAGUGAGAGCGAGUCUGUGUCUGAAGACAGCGAGUAUGUUCCCAGUGAUGAUAGCGCUGAUGAUGAUGAUAUCGAAUCUGAGGAAGAUCAUGAUGAGUCAGAUGCGGAAAAUGAUGCCGGGAAUGUCACUCCUAAAAAAAAUAAAGCUGCUGCCAAAAAGAUUCAAACCCCCAUCACUCCUUGCAGGCGCGGAAGGCCCAAAAAUAAUAUCGUCUAUCGUGAUUACCAUCUGAAAACUGAUGAAUACUUUGUCAGUCAAACGGAGAAGGCGCUCACGUCCGAUCACACUCUGGGCAAACUCAAAAACCCAAAGAUGGAGGAGGAAAAGCUUCAGGAAUUAUUGAAGAAUAAAAAUUAUAUUUCCAAACAACAUUUGGAAGGCAUCCAAAGUCUUAUGGACAACUAUAGAAAUUUAUUUCCCAUGUGGUAUCAAGUACUCGAAGAAGGUUACAGUCUAUUACUACACGGAUUGGGUUCUAAGCGAAAUCUAAUAAAUGAUUUUCACAAGGAAAUAAUAUCCGAGCACCCGACGUUAGUAAUAAACGGUUUCUUUCCCAGUCUAACAAUAAAAGACAUCCUCGAAGGAAUAAUAACCGAGCUGUUAGAAUUAGAAUCCCCCUCAAACAUAAAUGAUUGUUUCGCGAUAAUCGAUAGCACGAUGAAGAAAAACCCCGAUGACAGAUUGUAUUUACUGGUCCACAACAUCGACGGCGUGAUGCUGCGGUCAAACAAAGCCCAGGACAUGCUUUCACGUCUCGCGGGUAUCGCUAAUGUAAGAAUGGUAGCCUCCGUCGACCACAUAAACGCUCCACUCCUUUGGGACAACGUCAAGCGGGCGAAGUACAAUUUCUACUGGUGGGACACGACGACUCUGCUGCCCUACGAAGCCGAGACCUCGUACGAGAGUUCGCUCCUGGUCCAGCGCAGCGGCGCCCUCGCUUUGUCUUCUCUCAGGAACGUCUUUGCGUCGCUGACGUCAAACGCAAAAGCGAUUUACAUUAUCUUGGUAAAACAUCAGAUUGAAAAUGCCAAGAGUAAUUUUUACCCGGGGAUGGCUUUCAAGGAUUUGUACCGCAGUGCCAGGGAAAGGUUCCUCGUAAGCUCGGACAUUGCACUACGUGCCCAGUUGACUGAGUUCCUGGACCACAAGCUCGUUAAAACUAAACGAAAUGUCGACGGCGCUGAGUACUUGGACAUUCCUCUAGAUAAUGCGCUGCUCCAGAAGUUUGUUGAGGAUCAAGAUGCCUCUUAAUUUUUAAAUAUUUUUUUUUUUAAUAAAAAAAUUAUUUUUUCAUUUAAUACUCAUGUAAAAUAAAGUAAUUUCUUAGUUUUUGUUAUUUUUAUAAUUAAUUAAAUAAAUGAUACUGAAGUUA
This is a messenger RNA of Microplitis demolitor, 1872 nucleotides long. RefSeq names its product origin recognition complex subunit 2 (gene Orc2). Lineage: Eukaryota; Metazoa; Arthropoda; Insecta; Hymenoptera; Braconidae. Gene Ontology annotation, biological process: DNA replication. Gene Ontology annotation, molecular function: DNA replication origin binding. Gene Ontology annotation, cellular component: nuclear origin of replication recognition complex; nucleus. The record is from RefSeq and is a predicted model, not a curated record. The transcript has 4 exons. Bases 66 to 1751 code for a protein of 561 amino acids.